Messenger RNA from Pundamilia nyererei, 3746 nucleotides. RefSeq names its product methylphosphate capping enzyme a (gene mepcea). The record is from RefSeq and is a predicted model, not a curated record. Bases 70 to 2283 code for a protein of 737 amino acids. Gene Ontology annotation, biological process: snRNA modification. The transcript has 4 exons. Gene Ontology annotation, molecular function: RNA methyltransferase activity; snRNA binding; O-methyltransferase activity. NCBI's taxonomy places the organism in Eukaryota, Metazoa, Chordata, Actinopteri, Cichliformes, Cichlidae.
ACCCCCCAAAACAAAACAACAACAACAAAAAACUUUCUAUGUCUUCAUCAGCUCUGAAAAUCAAAAGAGAUGUCUGUUGAUGAAGAUACUGCAAAAAUGGGCAGUCCACAGCCUAGCUCGACGUCAUCUCUGCAGCUCACGGAUUGUCCUGGAGGUUACGGUGGUGUGUCUGUGAUGAUGGAGGGAACUGCAGCUACCCCUGACUUUGCAGCUGCUUGCCCUCUUCUGGGCACUGCUGCCUCGCCAAAACACACGAGCACAACUGAUGCGCUCACCCUCGCAGACAAUGCUGGACAGAGAGCCAGAGGGAACGAGAAUAGCAUCAAUCGCAGAAAUAGCUUUCAUCAUUCCAAACAACAACAACAACAACAACAACAACAGCAGCAGCAACAACAAACGAAGCUAACAAAGCGGCGCUACACUGCAAAUUCUAGUUUCAAGCAUCCUUCAUCUGGCAAACGGAGACGAAGGGCCAACUCUGAGAGUGAUUCUGUCCUGCCCACCAACUUCCUCUUGGGUGGGAACAUUUUUGACCCACUGAAUCUCAACAGCCUGCUGGAUGAGGAGGUCAACAAGGCGCUGAAUGCAGAGACUCCCAAAUCCUCUCCGCUGCCAGCAAAAAGUCGAGACCCUGUGGAGAUACUCAUCCCCAGGGACAUCACAGAUCCACUGAACCUGAACAGUGGGAUAGCUGACAGCAGCUUUUUGGCUUCUCCCUUCAAGAGUGGAGGAAGGAAGAGACACCGCAAUAGGCACCAUGGGGGAGGAGGAGGUGGUGGAGGUGGGAGUGGUGGCGGUAUUGGGAUUUCAGCCACACAAAUGAACCUCUCAGAAUCAGGAAAAAGUGAAGUUAAAACAGGUCCUUCUGUACCUCUUCCAGGUACCUUAGCCUCAUGUUCUGCACUAGAAUCCAACAACGAAUCCGGUAGUGUUUCUAGUGUCAUGGCAGAGUCCCACGAGCACACAGAUUGCAGCUCAGCAAGCUGCAAGGAGGAAAUGCCACCUGCAUCCAUGGAGGAUUCCACUUCAGGGGCACCAUACCAGCACACAAGUAGACGCAAGCGAAGGCGCAACUCGGGCAAAAUGGAGCCCCCUGUCACCCAUUCUACUCCGAUUGGCAAGUCGGGACCUGGAGACAGGCAUUUUGGUGCAGGGGGAGCAAGAAAUUCCUUUCACACACCAAAAUCUGGUUCCAAAAUAGGCCCUGGAAUACGCCAGCACCAGCAGCCCCACUCUCAUACAAAGGAACAGCAGAAGAAGUUCCAGUAUGGGAAUUACAACAAGUAUUAUGGAUACCGCAACCCGGGCUGCAGUGAAGACCCUCGUUUACGUUUGCUUCGUCCCGAGUGGUUUAGAGGUAAAGAAGUACUGGAUUUGGGGUGCAACUCAGGCCAUGUAACGCUCUAUAUCGCCAAAAUGCUAAGACCCGCCCGCAUAUUGGGCCUUGACAUUGACAGUGGUCUGAUACAUGCAGCUCGUAAAAACAUAAGACAUUAUCUGUCUGAGCUGCAGACCCAAGAGGCCAGGCGAGCAAUGCAGGGCAAAAAGACUAGUAAACAGGAGGAGACAAAUGGAAACGCGAGUCACACAGGCACAGAAAAAGAGCACAACGAAGCCGAGAGCAGGGACGAAAAUGGGAAACCAGUGAAAGCAGAAAGUGGCCCUGCAGAUGAUGGAAAUGACAAUGAGUCGUGUCACACGGAUGAGAUGGAGACCCAGAGGCAGGGCAGCAAAACAGAGGAAAUGGAGCAAGAAGACUGUGAUUCACCCCCCGCUGAUCACUCUGAGAGCUGCUCUUUUCCUGUAUCCCUACGGAUCUCCAGGGGUCCCAUUGCUGCACCCCCGCUAACACAAACAUCCACGGUGCAGCCUGGGGAGUUCCCUUCAAAUGUGUCCUUCAUCAAGGCUAAUUAUGUACUGGAGAGCGAUAAUCUUCUUUUGACACAGCGACCAGAAUAUGAUGUGAUUCUGUGUUUGAGCGUCACUAAAUGGGUCCACCUGAACUGGGGAGACAGUGGCCUCAAGCGGCUCUUUAAGAGGGUCUACAGACAUCUCCGUCAUGGGGGCCUUUUCAUCCUGGAGCCACAGCCCUGGGAGUCCUACGUGAGGAGAAAGAAGCUAACUGAUAAUAUUAGCAGGAAUUAUCACAGCAUCCGUCUCAAACCUGACCUGUUCUCGUCAUAUCUUACAACUGAAGUGGGCUUCACCAGUUUUGAAUACAUUGGGCCCCCCAAGUGUUCAGUAAGAGGUUUUCAGAGGCCAAUCUAUGUAUUUCACAAAUGACUGCGCCUGCCUUGAACAUCUUUGAAUGUGAGUAGCCUAAACCACCAUCAUACAUUCAAGCCAGCCAUCUACACUGGACUACAAGGAACAAUCUGAAACCUUGAAACCGUUACUCCGGCGUUUGAUGCUGAAGAUGAAUAACAGAAAGGAAAAUGGGACCAAAAGUGGAAUGACAUUUUUUUUUUAGGAUGCAGACUGUCAAAGAGAAAGAUGUUAAAGUCCUCUGUGACUAGAAAUUAUUAAAAGUGUGGAGUAAACUCGGAUAGGACUCUAUGGGUAACCUGGAACAAAACUCCUAGUUUGGCCUGAGUGUGGAAGAGGUGUUCAUCUGCUCAGAUUUCCAUGGUGGUCCAUCUAGUGGUAUUGAUGCCCCCAGUUUGAUCCAUGGCCAUAACUUGGGUUGGAAUAUCUUGGGCCAUAUCUUUACUUUCAGGAAGUUAUUCUGUGCCACCAUAUUUCUAUAUCUUUUACAUAUUAGGAUUGGACGAUGGGAAGUCUUAUCCAAUUGGUCGCAAUCACCAUUUUUAACAGGUGAUAGAUGUUAUAUUCAUCAACUGUAUGUCGCGUAAGCAAAGCUGCACUAUAAUGCAUACAAUGCCAUUGAAGAGAUGAUAUUAAAUCUUUUGAAAAGUAAAGUGUUUUAUGCUGUGCAAGACACUGCGCACAAUACUUGUGAAUGUAGCCCCCCCACUGUAACUACUGAAGACUUAGAAAUCCUGCCUUACCUGUUAAAUAUAUGUUUAAACCCUUGAAUGCUCUUGCGGCAACCAUAUAAGCGCACAUUUGUUUGUGAUGAUUAAAACAGUUACACACGGUCAGUCACUGAGACAAUUUAACACUAAUGGCCUAUGUGUUUGUCCCAUCUUCCAAACCUAAUGCGCACCGUGUUCUUUGCCUUUUUUUUAUUUUUUUUUUAAAUUAGCUAAAUUUUGCUGAAUUCGCUUUCAUACAUGUUAAAUAGUGCUCAAAAUUUCUUCAUGUUUUGAAUACGACGUCAGAAAAAGCACCUACAUCACACAAAGACCUUAACAAGUGGAAAGUGGGGUGUCUGAAUAAAUAGAAAUAUAAUGAGGCACAGUGGGGAAAGGUUUGCUAAACAGCCAAAAUAGCAUCCAGUUAAAUUUGAACUGAGAUGGUGUGACAUCCAUGUUAUUAUUCAGCCCACAAUGACUAUUUUAAGUAGAUCUGUAGCAGGCAGCCAUCUUUUUUUCUUAUAUUUUUUCUUAAACAGUUAAGCCAUAGCCAUACCUUAUCUGCUGUCUCCAGUGUCCUUCAUGAGGUGCUGACUGAUACAACUGAGCGUAAAAUUGAGGCAAAGGCGAUUUGAGGCCCUGUAGUGUCAUCAGUCCUGUAUAAAUCAGAGACAUUCUAUUUUGUGGGUCUGUUCUCAUGCUCAUCCAGUAGUCCCUUGAGCCCCGUGUUGAUUUCUAGUUAUUCUAUACAUGUAAGCAUAAACAAAAAAU